Messenger RNA from Pocillopora meandrina, 17176 nucleotides. The record is from the annotation of a GenBank genome assembly. NCBI's taxonomy places the organism in Eukaryota, Metazoa, Cnidaria, Anthozoa, Scleractinia, Pocilloporidae.
AUAAUAUUCACGAAAUUUUGUAUACCAAAAAAUGCCGCCGAAUGAGAUCACGUGUCGAAACAUCGAGGUAAGUUUUAAAACUACCUUACAGACUGACUGGGAGUAAAAAAAUGUUACUCGCAUAGUUGAGCCUUGCAAUGAUACCAUCUGAGUCCAAAUAUUUAAGUUUUAGCAUUGUCCCCACUGCUAAAAUCCGAGUAAUAAAGCCGAGUCAAGAGAAUAUAACAGUUUAUAUUCCCUUGGCCAAGUAUAAGCUUUCCUAAAGAAAGGUAGGAUGGAAGAAAAUUAUCCCAUGAAUUGAAAAACAUAGUUUUACAUCAUGGUAACUUCCCACUCCUUAUCAAAUUUGAAUGCCUACCUUUAAUUUCUUUACACCCAUUACAAGAUUUCUUCAAGUAGAUAAGAUUUUUUUCUUCAAAGUAAUAAUCUCUGUCUGAGCCAUAGACCUCACGUUUUUCCUCAGUUUACUGAAAACGAAUCUAAGAAUUUUAUUCUCCUCUCUCGCUUUGUUGAAUUCAGUGUAAUAAAAAAUGACUGAUCAGUGUUAAAGGGGAACAAAGUUCCUUCCUCUAAUAUUUCAAUGAAUCCUUGUUUUCCUUGGUCACUAAUGAAUAAUUCGAAAUAGUACUUAGCAUAUUCAUGUUUUUUACCAACCAUUGUUUGGGUUUAAGGUUUUCAAUUGAGAUACAAGUAAUUUAAUUGGAGGAAAUUUACCAAUAAAUUACUUGCUAUAUGUAACCUAUUUACUAGAGAGAGAUCUAGCUGGAGCAUAACACAGGCGCAUGCUACAGUUUUUGUUAAACGUGCCCCCUUUCGUCAUACCUUGGAAGUUUCGACAUUAGCGGUCGGGGAAAACAUCUCUAAGAAAGUGAGUAACAGACUUCUGAGAAAAUUUUGAUCGACAAAUCCGACAAAGGCCUUUUUAUGAUGAUUUUUAAGUUAACUAAAAUGAUCUCUAAUACUUUCGGUUACUUUGUUCAACUGAAAGCAUAGAUGCUAAAGUUGCGAUUUUGAUUUAAAGCAGAGGACGUGUUGAUGAAAUAGAAUCCGAGGUCCAUAAUCUAUAGAUAUCUUUGUUAUUUCGAUAAUGCCAAUAACUAAAACAAAACAAGUCUCCUUUAAAAACACUUCAUUUUGAAUAUGCAAUCGGGUCGAACUCCGAAGUAGGCACAGAUCAUUGGGUUAAAUAACGAAAACAGUAAAUAUAAAAUUUAUGCGCCUAGAUAACAUCUUCUCAGUUGUAGUAUCGCAUCAGAAUAUUGCUUUCUCCAUCUAUUCAUUGAUUUUAUCAUCCAAUCAAACAUAGACUUGAGUACAUAUUACAACUAAAUCCUUUAUCCUAAAUCCUAAAGCCUUUUUCUUUCAUAUCUUUUCACAAACACAUCUUUCAUUUCACAUGAUGCAAUUGGGUUGAUAAAAGAGGAAAAUUUUCUUAAACCCCCGGUUAAAAAUUGCUUCUUAAAAUUUUUAAUUUCUUUUAUUUUCGUUCUCUUAAGAUCCUGAGAACCGAUAACACCAAUUUUUUUCCUUUAACUAUUAUCCGUCAACGUUGAAAACGAAAAAUCAGCUUCAUCCAUGCGACAUCAUGGACUUGAGUGGAUGCAACAAUCUUUAGUUUCUCGUUAAAAACGUCUUUAGAUUUACUUCCGUAAUAUCGAGUUUUCGAGGAACAGUGAAAGCAAUACCGGAAAUCUUCACGACAGAUGUAUACAAAGUAAGCGAGCUGAAAGUGAAAGUUACCAGAUUUUAGACAAAAGGUCCAUGAAAUGAUUCUGAAUGAAGAGCAGAUUUAAGCAAUAAAACAGCGUGCUUAUACUGGUAAAGUUUGAAAGAAUAAGUUUUAUAUCUUGAACAGUUACACGAAAGUAGAUUUUGCAAUUAGAGUGUUUCUGGACACUAAACACAUUUGUUUGGAACUGCAUCACUACAAACCAUCAGUUUUAUUUCUCCUUCUGUUGUUAUUGCUCGACAGGCAAGUACCAAAAUUUUCCAAGUCAAAGGCGAGAAGUGCUAGGUUCAAAUAGUGGAGUCUUGUUGUAUUUUGCAUAGCAACUAUAAUAAUUGUCGCCUGCUAGAGCUGUUUCACUUUAUCAAAUUUACUACCUCUGCGUGUUCUUAAUUGGCCGGACUUGGCCUCUCAUCUCUAAGGAAAAUCAUGUUCGGAAUCAAAUAUGUAGAGCAUUAGGGUUAGGAUAUUUUAUGGAUUUAGGAAGUUUGACCUCUUCAAGGUCAAUAAACAAUGUAAUAACUUGAAGUCGCUCUUAGACAGCCACAGAAUCUAGAAAGUGGUGGAAUCGAGUACUCAGACUUGACUUGAUUUCACUGAUUUCAUUUCGGCAACCGAUUUUAAUUUUACGCUGAUUACUGAACAGAUGCAAAUAUGGCCGAUGAAUCAGACAAGUUUGCCGUCAGCCAGUUCAAUUAGUAUACUAUAAAACCCCUAAGGCCCUCGUUCUUUGAUUAAUUUCUUGUACAGGUUUAAUUCCAACACGGACAUGUCUCGAUGAUACCUUAAAACUGUGAUUUAUUUGACUAAAAAAUGAAUAAAAACUAGUUGGUCUCAAUCCACUGCUUGUAGAGAGAGAGACGGUCAUAGAUGGCCGUCAAAAUAUUACCAGCGAGGUCGGGAGAGGCAGUAAAAUCAAGUCUUUAGACACAUUAUGAAUUCAAAAUCUGGUCACGAAAUCGCUGAGAUUCAGAUGAAGGAAGCUCGCCUCGAUGCCUUAAACGAUUGUCUUGAGGUGACUUUGCCGCAGCAGACUUUAGGCUCAACAUUCUGAUCGUUAUCAUCAGUCAUACAAUCAUGAAUCGAUCGAUGAACAAAUGAAUAUGGAUCUGACUCUUGGCGAUUUUAGGCUAUUUAUUUCGUGAUAAAAUAAGUCACUCGGGGCUGCCAGAUGAGAUCAUUGAUAUCAAGGGAGUUCCUCACCAGAGGAAAAUCAUCUGCUGCUAAAUCACGAGGUUGUUCUCUAAGAGUGGCCGUUUUUCCGCCAAUAUCGCCCAAGGCAGAUAUGAUCGGUAGCCUUCAAAUUAAUCUUGGUUUACACCGAUCCUACAUUCUAAAUGGACGAUGGAUUAAUGUUUUCUUUAUCAGGAAGGCGUCAGAGUAUUUUAAAGAUUUGGUGUCGUGGAAAUGUGAAUUACUCUUGGAGAGGAGCUCAACAACUCAGUACCUUUGGUGAAAUUGAACGUGAUACAACUGUUGAACAAUACAGGUGAGGAAUUUUCUUUUUUUUCAUUUUGUUAAAAAACUUCUCCCUCAAAGUGCUCUCGUUUGAGCAUAAGACGGGAAUUUAGCUAGCAUUUAAUUUUUUUUUUCCGUAAAUGAAAUAAAUGAAAUGAAAUAAAUGAAAUGCUUGUUGUGAGUAAUGACUGAAGAGUGAAGCUGUCAAUUAGUCGCUUUAGGCUGUUUUAGUUCAGAUUUUGAGUAAGUACUUCACUGAGCAUCUGGAACCCCUCCAUCCUUAGCAUUCAAGCAGGUGUAAUUGCCGAUUGGGAGAAUUAAGAGAAGUAAAAGGUUUUACCGAAGUUUUGAAGACAUCGCCACUUUCUCCAACAACUGAUAACAACCGGUUAUCGUUGAAAGUUUAGAUUUAGAAAUAUAUCUAAGUCAUCCGUUGAUAUCGACCUCUUGCAAAGAAAUAUAUCAAGGAUAUUGGAGCUGAGGAGAGUUUUUAAGUCAGAAAUAUAAUGCUUGAUCAAGCUAUCUGCUACAGAUCUUCUUGGAGAGUCGCUGCUUCUCAUAGCAACAAAAAAAACGUAUUUUCUUUCGUCUCCUUCGGGAAGACUAAUUCAAAUGAAAAAUCGAUGAAAGCAGGUCACCGGCCUAACCUAGACUUUCAUCGGUAGAUUCUAUAAAAAUAAUGGGUUGGUAACAUAUGGCUCAACUCCAAUAUACCAUAUCUACGAAUAUCAUGUUUUACUCCAACAAAAUUUCCGCUCUCGAUUUCCUUUCAACAAAAGUAGACGAGCUGUUGUCAAAGAUGCCGCCACUUAUGAUAGCGACUUUGAUGUUUAGAGCGCGCCUCGAGCUUCAGGUGACAUUUCCUGUUCAGUUAAAAAUCGCCACAGGAUAAUGGAUUUUAAGCUGUCUCUCUGCUUUUCGUGCUCUUAUUGUUUAUUGAUAGUGUUUGCUUCAUGUUAUGUGAGGUCAACCUUGAUAACAAAUUAUAAGGACAUCUUGGUCUCAUGGAACUUUACAGAAAUCCUUUAAAAAUUGGAUGAUAACGAGAUAGAGGCAGUUUUUUGAGGAUUUCAAAAGCAGUUUACUGACAACCUGAAACUUUGCACCUGAAGAAGCAGCGUUUUGGGGAAUUGAAGUACUGCACUUUUCGAGCGACGAAGUCAAAUCAAAGUCGAAGUAACCACAGCGUCCAAUCAGAACAUAAGUAGCUAUUAAGAGGAAUCGAUGAGAGCUAAAGUCCUCAAGCACAGGUAAAGGGAGGUGAUUAAAUUGUAAUUGGCCAAGAUUGUGUCGUGGGUCUGAUUGGUUGAAACAGCCAAAGUUUUUUAGAUCAAUCAUAAAUCGAAAUAAGAGAACACAAAUGGAAUCCAGGCUUAUACAUUGCACUCCAUAGGAAAUUGCCUUAAGGUGCUUGAUCAGAUUGCCCCGAGAGCUCGGUUUGCAUAUCUGCAUUGAAUUCAUGCAAAAGUAAGAGUAAGUUUUUUUUCUCAGUGGUCAAGUUUUUAAGUGAAUGGCGCUAAAAAAAUCAGCAAUUGGGAGAGCAUUCUUGAGCACUCAGAAUAAAAAGGGAGUCUGGUCAAAGGUGGCUCAAAGCCAUAAAACUCCAGGGUUUGCAUAAAUUUUGGGAAAUGGAGCCAAACGUUUCCCUUUUGUGUUCAUGGUAAUUGGUCCUCUUUGCCACGUUUCAUACUGAAAGUUCUUUUGAACUCUGAAUGUGCCUUUGGAGCAAAAGAGGAUAAUAAUCAUAAAAAUAAAGAAUAAAAAAAUAAAUCGUCACCUUUUUGGAAAGAAAAUUAAAUUUCAAGUUCUAAACAUCACCUUUUAUCUGUAAUCACCGAUACAUUUGUGGUGACUAUGACUGUUACGCAAAUUUUAAUGAGAGAAUUCUUCGAUGCAUAGAAACAGAAGCAUGUAACCUCUGAGUUUUGUAAUUUGUGCCAGUCUAUUGGUUGUCUACCAUUGUCCAAGAGAACCAUGUUUUGGCGAGUGUUUUUUAAUAUUUGUCUAUUACUUCAGGAACUUGAACAAAAAUAUACGACGUGCCUUAGUAAUAAUUUGUUUUUUUUAUUAUUUCGAGGUCUUCAAGUUAUAUUCGGCAGCCCCUAAAAUCUCAAAUAAAACGCAAUCAUAAUUUGGGAAAUUCAACGUGUUGUUUUUCACAGCAUGUCAUCGAGAUGUGCAUAUCAUCCUUUCCGAAGUUUAAUCUAACGUGGCAUAACUGGGGAAACUGUCCACCUAGCCUCUUAGACAAAAAAUGGCUGAAAGAAGGCGGUAAGCGUCGUUCAUUUGUACUGAUGGGACCCCAUAUGAGUUUAAAAUACUCUUAGGAACUUGAUGUGAUUUUGGUCCUUUAGCCUUGCAGAUAAACGUUCAAAUGCAUACUUUUCCACGAGGUUUUGUCAAGUUGACAAAAGGUUUAGGCUGACGAGUUGGUAAAUAUUACAUUUGCAUCUAUGAGAGUCUGGUAUUCAAUUGAGUCCCAUCUUUAAGCCUUACGUGCAGAAAUUAGUAGCUACAUUAUUCACAAAUUCAAAGUUGUUUGUUUAUCCUGAAAACUAAUAUUAGACACACAAUGAAUUCUAUCGUCGAUCUAUCUUAUAUCAUUCGGGUGUUCCACAUACAGAUGCAGGACUAUCGCAAAGUUUGGCAGGUAAAUGAUGUCCAAGUAGCUCAAAAGCUGGAUAUAGGAAUCUUUUGGGGGGGCUUCUGAGUUCCACACCAAGACAACAGGGUUGGUUUUCUUUAUAUUUUGUGACUUCUUUAACCACGCCCGUGACAGUUACUUUUAAAACAUAUCUUUGUCUUUGAUAACCGAACUCAAAAUGUUCACUAGCUUUCGUAUCAGCUUCUUUCGUACAAGUGCUUUUCGACAUUAUUAAUCCUGAGUAUGUAGGAAGCUUGUCACAUAAUGGACCUUUGAUGAGUCAAACUUGCCGACGAGUUCUGUCGUAACAUAGGACUAUGAUUGAUACUGACUGAGGGUCGAAUCCUUACGACGAUUGUUUCUUCUCCCGAUCUGGUGACAAAUAGUUAAUGUAUUUCCGUAUAUAGAUUGUCAACGGUGCUUUUGCAAGCUAGGAAGCUUAUUUCUAUGAAUGACACUGAAUGUUUUUAAAUCGCACGUAAACAUUCACAGCAUACGUGCAUUUGAGCUUCGCCAUCAAGAUACAGGCUAGGUAGAUUUAACAAUUACCUGAUCCAAAAACAUUGAAAAAAGAACGAUCGAGAAAAUAACGAUCUAUUCGACGGCCCUCUGGCUGCAGGGCACUCCAGUUCAACCAUUAUUAUUCUCAAUGAUCAACCAAUGGAUACAUUUAUUUCAGUGAAUCUUUAUAUAAAAAUAUUACUGUUGCUUUGUCUAGUCAGUGAAUAUACUUCAGUAAUGUUUUUGUGAAGAGGGUCAUUUGUUUUUAUCUAUUUGAAGAACUUGUAGCUUUGCCUCUUCCCGUUGGGCAAUGAUUUUAAGGUUUGAAGGAGAUGCAGUAUUAGAUCCACGGUAAGAUUAUCAUCUCCAAGUGAAAAUCAAUCAAAAAGCUUUUAACUCUGAAAGAAAUUUGAUUCAUUCGAUAAGUGCUGAUGCCAAUACAGCCAAUAGUCUCCUGAUGCAAAUAAAAAUUAACAAUGUUAACGUGAAUGACACAGAAGAAAAACGAGAACGCAUUAUCUGAUCACUUUCCAACUGAAAUAAAUUUAAAACAUGGCGGAGACGAAUUUAAGUGCAGACUCUUUUAAAUCAUGUUUGGUCUUGCAUUAGCAGUGUUUGAACGGGUUCUGAACCAACAUGAAUAAAGCGCAAGAUAAGGUAAAUAUUAUUUCCUUUUAAUACGUGUGUGUUUACUCAGCAGUUAUUAAAGCGUACUUGUGUAUACGUUCAGGCAGUCGGAAGACUACUCAUUUGUAAAACUAGUUUCUCUUGCUAGCACGCAUGCGCAAUCAAAAUGAAGGUACGCCUCAAAUUGAAGCUUAAAUCAAUAGAUCGCACCGGCGCCAAACACAAAUUAUGUGGGUUUUUCAUAGUUACAAAUUCAAGGUUCAAGAUUAUCCCCAAAUAUCUUUCUUUCUUUGUUCCUUUCUGCUCUUUGAUUUAUGACCUGAAUGAAACAAAUGAUAAAACUCGGCUUUCCCAAGUUCAACAUUGCCCUCGUUGUCUCGACCCUCUUGACAUAAGUUACUCAAUUUUCAAUUGAAUUUUGUCAAUAUGGAAAUCUGGGAUUGAAUUUAGCUACCGCAAACAAAUAACGGCUCAUAUGAUGCUGUUUAGAGUCUCGCACAUUUCUUUGCAAUACCACCCUGGGUUGCCUCGUAGUUUUAAAGUGAUGUCGAAAAGUGGUGGUACAACGUGCAAUGAAGUAUUCGCAAGUGUCCUACAAACCUCCAUCCGAGGCAAAAACGUGUUUCGAAGUAUCCUGCGUCGUUGAUAUUCAUGUUGAUUGACCGUGUUAAUAUUGACUAGGAUUUACUCUUUAAUGCUUGUUAACGCCACAAAUGAAAGUAAUUCUUGAUCUCGCACGCGGAGUGCAGCCCGCAGAAUAUUGUCGCGACAAGCUUAAAUGAAGUGUUGACAUUUAUUUUGAUCUAUUUUCAACGUAAACCUCUUCCCUCAAAAGUAAUCCGAUCUAACCACUCUAAUCAAUUUAACUUUAAAUACUUUAGUGGCAGAUAUACGAAUUUCCUAUCUUGCACUCGUCAAAAAAACGUACUUCAUUACAAUUUUUGACGAAAAGUUCAAAUUACAUCCGGCCUUCUCUCGGUUUCUGGGCGAGAUCACAUGGAAACUGUCUUUUGAUUCUUUUCCCCGAGUACACAAAAGGAAGAACUUUGUCAACCUCAUUACAGGACUGUUUACUUUGGUGUAAUUAUCGACUUUCGGCUCUUUUCCAUGGAAAAAAAUUAGGCCAAUAGGGUAAAUAAGGAAGACAAACACUAAACAGAUUGAUCGCUUUAAGAACCUGCUAACACAAAAGCUUUCAAAAUGAUUUCUAGUCAGUGUUUGCGGAUCAUUUUGUUUCAUGAAAGCAGCUGUAAUUUUCCGGUGAUGUUUUUAAUGGAAACCCUAUCAGGAAAACCCGAGAAACGUAACUAGCAACGAAUUAUUUUUCAGCAAAGGGUGAGUCGUUUUAGAACAGAGCUUGUGUUCGUUUUGAUUCCUAGGGAUACCAACAUGAUUCAUGAAGUUGACCUUUAAAUGCACCUAUUUGGUCCAAAGCGACUUAACUAUUUGUUUUCCUUCAAAUGAAAACUAGCAUUUAUCCCAUUAUGUAACAUGACCGGAAAAAUUACUUUGAGUUUAAUUAGCGCAGGUUUUGUGUUGCUGCCAGUAACCGUAGAAGACUGUGGCUAAUAGUUUUUAGACCUUUGUAAAUUAAAAAAACAUCUUUGUGUUUCAGAAACGGAAGGUUUGGAUUACAUAGGAGAAAAGAGAGUUAAGCCCGCAAGCUUAAUCUUCGCAGAUAAAACGCUCUUAAUAAAAUACGGGCAGAAACCAAAUUUUAUCGGAAAAUUUCUGAUAAGUGACAAGGAACGACAUCCAUUAUGCUUCUUGGGUGGUUGUUGUUGCUCAGGACAGGCUUUUCAACUUAUAACUACAUUGAAUAUCAGCAACUCAACAGGAAGAUUCCAACUACUAUAAAAAUGAUCUGAAUUCGUUGAAAUGUAAUAUUUGUUAUUAGACUCAAGACUGGAUUACAAAUGAUUGAAAACCAAAAGAAGAAAUUUGUUAAAUAUUCAUGCUCUUGACACUUAUAGACAUAUUAUAGACAAGAGAAUCCAUUUUAAUUAUUGUGAACACACUAACCUGAUGCAGUCAAAACAGAACAGAGCAUCACUGAACAACUAUGGGAGGAAACCACAUUGACUCGCAGAAAAAAGUAAGCAAGGGCUUGUAGAACUGGGUGAGUCACUAAAAUGACAGUUGUUUAUGUUGGUCAAGGCCCACAUGAAAAUUAACCAGAAUCAAAAAUGAUUGCGAUUUCCUUUUUCCGCUUUGAAUCCGUCUUGGCGCCAAAGCGAAAGGCAUUUUGAAGAGGAAACUGAUCGAGUGAAAUUGAUCAGCCCAACUAGAAAUGAACGACAUGAAACAAUAUAUCGAUAGCUAAAUACGCUGUAAUUUCUCCGUAAACACUCUCCAAUGUAACUUAUCUUUAUUCAUGUUUAUCUUACUCCAAGUACAUGCCACAAAAACGGUAUUUUUCAGCGGGUUUCACAUAUUUCAUAAAAAAUAAAACACGAAAUGCAUGUAUGCAAACCGCAGCGGUAAAAACAAUCCUGAGUGUUGAGUAGAUUACUUUUAACUGUCUCCUCUGGUUAAGAACCACUAAAUGUGCAGUGAUAUUCGCUAGAUCAUAUUAUUCCACUUACAAUUUUGUCGUUAUUACCUUCAUGACGUUGUCACUCGAGGACAAUACCGAAAUUUAACGAGCCGAACUUUUCACUCUCUUAGAGCCACUUAAGUUCAAUAGCCGCGGGCCCUCAACAUGUUCAUUAUUGAUGAAGAUCUUGAAUGAAACCAUUUACGUUUGCCAUAAAAAUCAUAGUCAAUUCGCUCUUGAAAUAGAACGUCAACAAAUGACUAGUAGAAAAUACCGCCCUGAAAAAAUUACAUGACAAUAAUCUCCUCUAGAUUAUGAAUGUAGAGGAGAUUUGCAUAAUGACGAGAAUAUAUGAUCCUGCUAAAAUUACGUUUUGUUUACUUCUAGAAAGCACCUUAGAAAUAUUAGAUCGAUAAGGUGAUUGCAACUGAACAUUGUCGAAUGAUGACACUUUUUCAAUUUAUCAAUUUUAUAGAAAUAUGAUAAAGCACCCCAAUUCAUAGGUAUCAAUCAAGGCAUUUUCAGAGACAAUAUGCGAAAUCUCCUCAGUUUUGAUAUUGAUUCUCGUCUGGGUAGUAACUGUGUAGAACAUUUUCUAAACGCGGGAGACACCUAAAGAAUUAAUAACAUUCAGAUGUUUUGUAGUGAUGAUUAGUGUCGACAAGUCAAGACAAGUUUAUAAAGAGCGUAACUGAUAUUCCUAGGGCAUUCCAAUUUCCAGCGCGUUUUUACAUUUAUUAUUGAACAUCUCGAAUCUUUUUUCAAGCUGAGUAAUUAGUCACCUGCUCUCGAAUGGCAGGACAUGCCGGAAAAUGGAAAUCGUGAUGAUAAUUAAACAUUCGAGCUGUCACUCACUUCCAGUCCAAGGAAACUGAAACUGAAGAAGCAUUUGCUUUCAUUUAUUUGAAAAUCUACAACAAUGGCAAAACAAAACCGUAAGCAACGCACUGGGAAAACAGGUUUUUAGUAAAUCUUAGUUCUUGUUGUUAUUAUAAAUAAGUUUUCUUUUUUAUUUUAUUCACAGUUUUUCAUCAGAGUUGUUAAAAAUAAAUGGAGCCCUGACUUUUCGAAGAAAUACGAAGGGCUGAAUUAAGAUAAUAUUUUUGGGGUUCCUUGAAUGUGCAUCGACCUGAAUAUUAAAAAUAAGGUUAGCAACAUAAACCACGAAAUGGAGAGAAGUGCAACAUUUUAAGAAAGCGUUUAUUUUACAAACGUACCAGCCCAUUGUGGGAUCGAGGUAGCUUGAUCUAUUUAACCACCAAUCAGAUUCAAAUUUUUUUCUGUGAGAUAGACUGCAGUGUCUCCGUUAUUAAAGACUUCGUCAUACUUUUCAGUAUCUAAUGAAAUUGCUGCAAUUAUUGUAAUUUUUUUGUUGUUAACGACUGGAAUCUUAGACUAUUCCUGCUCUAUUGAAUUACAAAUAUUUGCUGACGGUUAAGCGUUUGCAGUACAAUAGAUGGCUCGUUCCUAGUAAACACGCAACUUAAGCGGAGAAAUCUCAUCCAAGUUUCAACAUUUAACGUAAAUAUGUCCUAGAUUUGACCGUGAAUUGAAAAUGUGUCAAACAUGAACAAAAAAGCUGGUCAGGUAAAACAUAUUAUCAUCUAAUCGACGAUGUUGACAAUUCAUUAUUAAAAGGAAGGACUAAAAUAUGGAACUUGUAUACUGCUACCGGCAGGCUUUGCUGUUGGAUUCAUGAAAUGGAAGAUUCGUUCAGUCCAUGGUGAAUUUAAGGAGGAUCUGAGUAGACCUUUUUUCUCUUUUUUUUAAGGUUUGCAAUUGUAAAAACCUCAGUGGUGUGCGGUAAAUAGGGCGCUGUAAUUGAGUAAGUUAUUAGAUAUCCCGUGGAUAAUAUGGCGUUUGGACGCUUUCAGAAGCGAGUGAUUUCCUGGGUUGUUCCAGUAGAUUUGAAAAAUUACUCUGCAGUCGAUGCGGAAGGAAAUGAGGCUAUUUCCCUUUGUUUUAAAAUGUUUAUCUUUAACGAGAAAGACAACCAUUUAGACCGUUAACAGAAGUCUGCAAUGCUGUUUAGAAAGAAAAUUCGCGUCCGAGUAAGCGCAUGUAUCUUUUAUCUUUGACACUUGUUUAUGAUUUGUGGAGAGCGACAUGAGAAGCUCUUUAUGAUUCAUUAUAGAUUCCUAGCUUUAUUGCCCUUAGACGCCGCAAUUUACAGUUGAUGCAAAUUCGUGACCUACAGAAGACUUUAGAAUGACGAAUGAAAAAAGUAACAUUAUGAAAUCAUUUUACAAUGUUUGAUGUUUGUUGAUUGAAUCAAAUGCCGAAAAAAAAAAUCGAUUAAGUCCGUUCAUCCUGCCAACGGGGUUGUGAAGUUCUAGAACUGAAGAAAAAGACUCCAGGUAUCUUUGUUCUUUCUUUUAAACUAGACAUUGAAAUAUCAAUAUGACGUCAAAUUGCAGUAUCAGAAGAAUUAUGGCAAAAAAGAUAAAUCAAACAGGAUGAAAUACUCUUUUGAAAAGAGGUAACCAAAUUAUAGACACAAAAAAACAGUUCUGUCAUGGAAAAAGUAUUUAAAUACGGAGAGACCCUUGAAGAUUAUUGGCAGUGUCGAGUAAGUAUUUGAAAUGGCACAGUUUGAAAAGCGUUUAACUUUCGCAAGUGAUUUCAUUCAAGCAAUAUUAGUUCCAAAAAAGCUCGUUUUUUUUCAUGGUCAGUCAGUUCUUUUGUUUAUAUAAUUUAACAACGUAUUUCAAAACAACGAAUCUUUUGCACAUUCCCCACAGCUCUAUUACCGAAUUCGGACUGGGAAAACAUCUUAUUAUAGCUUUUAGAAAGAAAAAAUGAUUCAUCCCUUAAAAGGCGAAUAAUAAGUUCGAAACUGAAUGAUGUUAUCAUUUCUUAAUUGACAUCAGUCAAACUUAAUCCUGAUGGAAGGCUCAUCGCUUACCCGCUGGGUUCAAGGCGUUUGAAAAGCUUCACCUUCCAGUAAACAUUCUUAGACGCAGUAAAAAGUAAAUUUCUAUUGGUCUAUGAACAGAGCACUGAAUGUUUUGCAAGCAUAAGUCCUUUAAAAGACUUGUUUGAAAAACAUUAUACAGCAGUACUACAGUGGACAAGUUACUUUACACUGGAAUACUGUAAGUAGAGUUUCGCGGAGACUCGUCAAAUUGAAUCUAGUAACAAAAGUGUCUGUAUACCGAUUGCCAACGCAAAGUUUCAUAUCGUUGGAAGGUCGCCACAUGUUUAUGGAAUUAGCUCCCAUGAUGUUUUAGAAUUAAUGAAACCGCAAAACUGUAAACCUAGAGUUGUAUCGGGCCGACUCUGAUCCCUACAGUUCAGCUGGUAUUUCAAGGUUCUUAAGCUGAUGAUUUCGGCUUUAAAUACGUUUUAAGUCUUGAAAUUAUUUGCAGGGUUAAAUGUUAAGCUUCUCGAAAGUAUGUUACAAACAUCUUUCGUGGAAUAUUCAAAUAGAUAAGAAUCCCUAAAGGAAGUGAGGCUUAGUACAGAACUUCAUCUUGCUGUUUGGGAAAAGAUAUCCGAUCAGUUUUUAAUGAAGCUUGAAGCCAUUCACCAAAUUUAGGCACAUAGAGAAAUAUAUUUUUUUCGGCUCAGUGAUUACUAGACCCUUGUGUGGACACAAGCCAAGAUUGCUUCCUUUCAAGAGCGUAACACAGCAAUACAAAAUAAACAUUUGUUACUUAUUAUUGAGUCUGUUGAGGUCACCCAUACAUAAAUUCACUUACUAUGAGGGGCUAUACAUUACAAAACUUGAAUAAAAGCCUUUUUUGACGCUGAAAAAAACCAUUUUCAACGUUAAGAUUUCCUGAUUGGCGGCUGGGACGGGAGUGUUUUUUAUGAUCCAAGAGCGAAAGCUUCUCGACAGGAAAUUCUUAUUAAAUAGAAGCUCAUAUUUUUGCCAAUGGCAAAAGCAUCUGCUUUGUUGGUCAUUGAUCAGGUGCCGUCUCAGAUCAUACUCCAUCACACGUCAGCAAGAGAAAGUUAAACUUGUACCCCACAAGAAGUGUGGAAACGAUUAUGAAACGUGCCAAAUCUGCAUUUCAUUUUUUGCGGAAGGUAAUUGAAUCCGUUUUAGCGCGUGAAAGUCUCCCAGAUAAAGCGACCUCAUUAAAAAAACAAAAAACAAAAAACAAGGAAAAGACGAUACGUUCUAAAAAUAAUGACUGAGAUAACAAGCGGUGAUAUUCCCAGAAUAACGACAACAAAGCUAAAAUAUUUGAAGAAAAACAAACUCUCUCUCUCUAAAAGUAGGUCAAUUUCAGUGUACACAAUAUAUCAGUAACGGUUUGAAUCAAACACCAUAUAGGCACCACCGAGGCUUGUUCUCGAGGCGGCGGUAAUUUAAGCAAAUUCUAAGUAAUAAGCAACAUUACUCCAUAUUAAAUUUCAAGUUAUCACAUUUUGCUUCCCAUAUCAGAAUUUUUAUUGAAAAGGAAAAGAAAAGAACAUCAAUAUUGUUGUGUAAAAGAAUAAUAACAGACAAUUUCCCUCAGGCAAAGAUCGUUUUGAGGUUUUUCAAGAAAUUUUCUUGUCACUACUCGAUCUAUUUUUCUCGUCCAAGUAACCAUUGUUCAAUCUUUACUUAAUUUUUACCAAACCCUCCGCUUAUGAGGCAGGAUGUGUACUUUGUCCUAUAAUGCUGACCUAAUAAUGCAACAUGUUCAUCGUUCGUUCUUCAUCAAAUAGAACUCGAAAAUCGAAAACCAAUUAGUGGCACAUCCUUAAGAAUUCCAGGAGUCUAAAAUAAUUGAAAUUUAUAUGCUGUUUACUUCAACAAAGAAAAGUUUCAGGUAAAAACAAAGGAGGCAUUUAAAGAAAAAAGGCCAUUUAAUAAUGAUCUGAUAUGUUUAGUUAUGAGUCCAUUAUUCUUAACAGUGUCUCGGAGAGUCACGUCAAAAUCAAAUUGUCAAAUGAAGUGUUUUUAAACUGAGUCAAACCCGAUUAAAAGACUCUUGAUUUCCAGAGUUUUGUUUGCAUAGCUGUAAUAAAAAAAUCUUUCUUUGACAGUGAAAUCAUUGUCUACCGGUCGGUACUUCACUCUGCGAAGUUCAAACGGUUACAAGCUGACCGCUUUCACUAUAUCAGUUAUAAAAACUAUCCAUUUGUUUUUACAGGUAAUAGCCGGACUCAGACGAUUAAAUAUAUCUAUCUAACCUUUAUAAAGUGUAAGAUAAAUAAACGCAGCCUCGAAUGUUGAUUAGUAGUAGACAACAUACUCUUGAAGGGUAAUAAAUAAUGCACCCAUUCAAUCUUGAGAUCUAUGAUCAAUCUUGUGUUUCAAGUUGAAGGCGGCUUUAAUUAAGUUGCUCUUUAAUAGCUCAUUAUUUGCGCAAAUCUGUUUGUUAAUAGAUUCCAUUCACAAGGACGCGAUAACAUUAUUUCUUUCAGAUUUAGCCAGAUGACCUAGUGUUGUGAUUUCCGAUAGCGGUGCAAGUGCUGACGGCUGGGCAUUACUGAUUUACAUGCUUCAAAUAACUCGACACAUAAAACCUAAAGAGGAACCAGGAGCAUCAACAAAUUAUCCACCUCACAAUAGCUUACAGAACGACGGCUCCUUCUGAAAGACUUUGUUCCUGAAUACAGGCUUCGACUUACGCUAUAUCCUGGAAAAAGAAACUGCUACUGGAUGUAACUGAGAACAAAAGUUCUCAGUGGUGAACUGUUGUGUAGUUUAAACGGUUUUCAAGUAGGUUUGACUGAUUUUUGACUGUCGACACCUUGCUCUGUUAAAAUCAUGUCCAACAGCACUAUUCAACCUACAGCCAGUGAAGUGGAACUAGAGGAUAAAGUGAAACCGGCCUUCUACGCGGUAGCCUUUGUACUGGGACUUUUGGGCAACUUUUUAGUGAUUAUCAUCGUAGUAGCCAGACGAAAUCGUCGAACAGCAAAUGACAUAUUUAUCCUGAACCUGGCCAUAAGUGACCUAGUAUACCUGUUUGUCUGCCUUCCAACAAACGUCUAUAUGAUGUUUGCAGACAUUCAGUAUGACCUGUACUGCCGUUUAAUUUGGCCUUUAAUGACUGUCACUGUCAAUCUCAGCAUCUUCACUCUCACAUCCAUGGCUGUUUUUCGAUGUUAUGUCAUUCUGUACCCUUUUAAGGCCGAGAUGCGUCAUCGCUACGUUCUUCUUUGGAUCGUGGGAAUUUGGUUUCUUGGACUCCUUCUUGUGCUCCCGUUACUACUCGUGACAAAACCGAAGCUGGCGGAGCCACAAGGGUGUACAGAGGUUUGGCCUUCCCCUCAGUACAGGCAGGCCUACACAGCCAGCCUUUUCGUACUUCAGUUCAUGCUGCCACUGACCAUUAUUGCUGUUGCAUAUGUUCGUAUCGGCCUCGAUCUGGUGCGUCAAGGUAGACACCAGGUUCCUCAUCACGCGGCACAUCAAGAAAGAAGAAGAGAGAAUAUGCAAGUGAUUAAAACAUUAGCAACAAUCGUGAUCUUAUUUGCUAUUUGUAUGCUGCCUGCUCAGCUUGCCUGGCUUCUUCACGACUUUGCUUAUGAAGAUAACAAAAGCUUGGUAGGUUUCCUGUUCAGCUUCUCUCCCUCACUACUCUAUUUCCACAGCUGUUUGAAUCCAAUUGCUUAUGGCACGCUCACUAAGCACUACCGGCGUGGUUUCAUCCGAUUUUUCUCUUACGUUUUCUGCUGCGGCUUCAUAAGCUUACUCAGAAGGAACUCAGCUACAAGUCACUUGGGCUUAAACAAGAUGUGUGCAACUUGGGGAAAGAGAAAGACGGACAGUAGCAGCAGUAGUGAGUUUUGCCAACGAAACAAUAACACGGAGGUAGCUUUACUACAGGAGGAACUAUUAAAAGAUAAUGGACCAGAAAAUGUUUCGCAAGGAAAACUGGAAAAAGAAACAGUUGUUUAAGUCAAACAUGCACAUUUACCUUACGAAGUAUAACACAGAUUAAAAUAUCGCAGUAAAAUUCCAAAAUAUCCCUAAACAUAUGAUUGCAAAGACAUUUACUGAGUAUAUUUUUGUUAAAAAAAGAAAGGGAGCAGUGCUCAUGAAUGGAAGGAAUCUUACUUGUAAAAUAGAAAGAGUUUCAUCUUUUUAAAUCAGAGAUUUCAGUGGUCUAGUCUACGCCAACAUUGUUCAGGAAGUUCUUGCCUUUAGCUAUGUAGAAUAUCUGUACCUGUACUUAUUGAUCAUUUCCUUUAUUCUCGUGACCUCAAUGUGUGUUUGGGGGGUAAUAUUGUAAGGAGAAAUUAGAUGCUAGUCACUUUUAAUGGUCAAAGGGAUGAAUAGAGCGAUUUGGGUAAAGGGUUGCAAAAAAAUGUUACCUCAAUACACAGAUUAAUGCAAGUGCUUUUAAGAAUCUACCGAAACCCUCUAAAGUAGAGCGAUGUACUAGGUACGCAAUUCAAGAAUAGUAGGGCCCUUAAACCGAAUAAAACUGAUAACCCGCUGAGAGCUACUUUUCAUACAGUUGGACCUGUAUUAAGCGGUGGUACAAGAGGGGUGACCGCUUAAAACAGGUUGACCGCUUAAUACGGGCCUCACAAAUAAGGGUACAAUAGAAAGCGUGAAAAAAACGUUGUAUGUCAUAAUUAACCACAUAAUGUACAAAAACUCGCUCAAAAUUACUACUUACAUUAAUUUCGGGAGAUAAACAUGGAUUAAAUUUUACUCAUAAAUUAUCCUUCGUUUCAUUUGAAAUAGUUCCGCUUUAAGUGAUUGUUUAAUAAAAGUGAAAAAUAAUAC